Molecule: messenger RNA, 864 nt
Organism: Fonsecaea pedrosoi CBS 271.37
Lineage: Eukaryota; Fungi; Ascomycota; Eurotiomycetes; Chaetothyriales; Herpotrichiellaceae
Exons: 1
Coding region: 1-864 (287 amino acids)
Source: RefSeq, a predicted model, not a curated record
AUGGAUCGAUUUACCCGGACCAGAGAGCACUAUCUACGAGGCACGCAUCGAGAUUGCCCAUCCGAAACGCCCUCAACACCUUCAGUGGCGGAUCUCGCCUUCGAUUUCGACUUCAGGGACUCGAAACUUGACUUGAGCUUUGAUGUUGGAAGCCCUGUUGCCCGGGAUGAUUCGAAGACGAGUUCACUGACUCCAAGUGACACCAACGAGGGUAUAGGAAUGGCUCUUUCAGAUGGAUUGCCCUAUCAACGCCGAGAGCAUCUUGAUCAUCUCGCCACAAGGGAGGACGGACACAAUUGCGGACGGCGACAGAACGAGUGUAGCUCGUCUGGUCCCAUAGACCCGAGUGAAACACAUAUCAAGUUCUCUGGUCGGUGCGAGCGACCGGCCAGAAAUCUCCCGCCUUGCUCCAUCUACUCGAGGGAGUGGAGGAAGCGGGUUAGACUAACUGCAGCGCCGCCAGAGGAAACUUCUGACCACGUCCCAGCAGAACAUGCAAACUCCUCCUUGAAAGAGACCUCCAACGAUACGACCACAACCGCACCGCCGCAACAGGUUAACUGGGAUGACACAGAUCAAGAAUCGGUACCAGUACCAGCGCCGGGUCCUAAGGACGUCCACGGGACAAACGAAGGAUGGCCGUUUCCUGCCAAUACUUCUCUUCAAGCGGACGGCAAGAAGCACAGAAAGCUUUUUUCCUCUACUCAGAAAGUGGCUUUUGCGGCCCAAGAAGCAUUCGGACAAGAAAGCCACUCUCUCCAGCGCCGACGCGGGAGUCGAACAGGUGCCUUUAGACACAAAUACUUCUUGUGCCGGCUCUUUGCACGACACUCCGAAUUCGCAACCAUUUCCACGGAUUGGUAA